CGUGGGUCUGGCAGAUAAAGAGAGGUAUAAAGGCGGAAGGAUGAGCAGGCAGCAGUGAAGGAGGAGGACAGAGCUGCCUGCAGCCAACUGGAGAUUCACAGCCCAGAUUGGAGGGGGUGACUUUCGAAGGAGCCAUCAUGGAACCAGAGGAGUACAGAGAGAGAGGGAAAGAAAUGGUGGAUUACAUUUGCCAGUAUCUUAGCAACGUGAGAGAAAGACGGGUGACUCCAGAUGUGCAGCCUGGUUACAUGAGAGCCCAGCUACCAGACAGUGCCCCUGUAGAGCCAGACAGAUGGGACAACAUCUUCAGAGACAUUGAGAAGAUUAUCAUGCCUGGGGUUGUCCAUUGGCAGAGUCCACAUAUGCACGCCUACUUUCCAGCUCUUACUUCCUGGCCUUCCCUGCUGGGGGACAUGCUGGCUGAUGCUAUUAACUGUUUGGGAUUCACAUGGGCCUCCAGUCCAGCCUGUACAGAACUGGAAAUGAAUGUAAUGGAUUGGCUGGCGAAAAUGCUGGGCCUUCCAGAUACGUUCUUGCACCAUCACCCAGACAGCCAGGGAGGAGGAGUAUUACAGAGCACUGUUAGUGAAUCAACCUUGAUUGCUCUGCUAGCAGCGAGAAAAAACAAAAUUCUGGAAAUGAAGGUUUUGGAGCCAGAUACUGAUGAGUCCACACUGAAUUCUCGUCUUGUUGCUUAUGCAUCUGAUCAGGCUCAUUCCUCAGUAGAAAAGGCUGGUUUAAUUGCUCUUGUGAAGAUGAAAUUUCUGCCUGUGGAUGAGAACUUUGCCCUCCGAGGCGAAGCCCUGAAGAAAGCCAUCGAAGAAGACAGAAACCAAGGUCUAGUGCCUGUCUUUGUUUGUGCGACGUUGGGUACAACUGGUGUCUGUGCUUUUGACUGUCUAUCAGAGCUGGGUCCAAUUUGUGCCGCUGAGGGACUCUGGCUUCAUAUUGAUGCUGCCUAUGCAGGAACUGCCUUUCUCUGCCCCGAAUUUCGAUUAUUUUUGAAUGGCAUCGAAUAUGCAGAUUCUUUUACUUUCAAUCCUUCCAAAUGGAUGAUGGUUCACUUUGACUGUACUGCAUUCUGGGUCAAAGACAAAUACAAAUUACAGCAAACCUUCAGUGUUAAUCCCGUCUACCUCAGACAUGCCAAUUCAGGGGCUGCUACUGAUUUCAUGCACUGGCAAAUUCCACUGAGUCGUCGGUUUCGCUCUUUGAAGCUCUGGUUUGUGAUUCGUUCCUUUGGGGUGAAAAAGCUUCAAGCCCACGUCAGACAUGGCACUGAGAUGGCCAAAUACUUUGAAUCUUUGGUCAGAAGUGAUCCCCUCUUUGAAAUUCCCGCCAAGAGACACCUCGGAUUGGUUGUAUUUCGUUUAAAGGGUCCUAACUGGUUGACAGAAAAAGUCUUGAAAGAACUGAGUAAAUCUGGCCGCCUCUUCCUCAUUCCAGCUACCAUUCAUGACAAGUUCAUCAUCCGCUUUACUGUAACAUCUCAGUUCACAACCAGAGAGGACAUUCUGCAAGACUGGCACAUCAUCCAACAAACUGCAACCCAAAUCAUUAAACAGCAUUACAUGCUGCAUCCCAGCAACUCUGCUGAUGGGGCCAAAAUCCCCAACAUAAUAAGUAACCCCAGUCCUAUGGCAGAUAAUGAUACUUCUCCGUUUCACACGGAGGUAGGCGAACACAAAGCGCCCUCCAGAAAGAUAAUAGUGCAGCCUAAAAAGCUAGCAGUCAGUCCCACUACAUGUGUGGUCAGCCAACGCCUGGAAGCCCAAGUGGAUCCUUUGGAUGACUGCUUUCCAGAAGAUGUCCCAGAUGUCACCCAACAUAAGUUAUCCUCUUUCCUCUUCAGCUACUUAUCUGUACAAGACAAGAAAAAGACAGCCCGCUCCCUGAGUUGCAACAGUGUGCCAACCAUCGGCCACCCAAAGGCAGCAGCCUCUGAGAAAAAUGGCUCUCACCCCGGCGAUAAAAUCCUUUCCAAGCUGCCCAGAGAGGUCAUGAUGCUCAAAAAAAGUGCCUUCAGAAAACUGAUCAAGUUCUACAGCGUCCCUAGCUUUCCCGAAUGCAGCAUUCAGUGUGGCAUUCAGCUGCCUUGCUGUCCUCUGCAAGCAAUUGUUUAACAGGUGAAACAGAUUGGCCUCCCUAGGUGGAAGAGAACCAAAGUUGGCUUAUUCAUAUGCAAUAUUACCUGCUACCAUGUUUGAUAGAGAAACAAUGUGAAUGAUCAUUAAGAAAAGUCCUGUGCUUGUACCAAAGCAAAACACAGUGUGUAUUUAUUGAUUAAAAUGACAAAUAAACCUCUUAAACUUG
This is a messenger RNA of Chelonoidis abingdonii (Abingdon island giant tortoise), 2313 nucleotides long. RefSeq names its product histidine decarboxylase (gene HDC). Lineage: Eukaryota; Metazoa; Chordata; Testudines; Testudinidae. The record is from RefSeq and is a predicted model, not a curated record. Gene Ontology annotation, cellular component: cytoplasm. Gene Ontology annotation, molecular function: histidine decarboxylase activity; pyridoxal phosphate binding. Gene Ontology annotation, biological process: L-histidine catabolic process; histamine biosynthetic process.